CAACAAGUGUUGCGCAUGUUGCAGGAGGACAAGAUCAACGCCCUCAUUAAGGCCGCCGGCGUCAACGUGGAGCCCUUCUGGCCCGGCCUGUUCGCCAAGGCCCUGGCCAACGUCAACAUCGGGAGCCUCAUCUGUAAUGUAGGGGCUGGUGGCCCUGCCCCAGCUGCUGGUGCCGCACCAGCCGGAGGACCUGCACCCUCCACCGCUGCUGCCCCAGCUGAGGAGAAGAAAGUGGAAGCCAAGAAGGAAGAGUCUGAAGAAUCUGACGAUGACAUGGGCUUUGGUCUUUUUGACUAAACCCUCUUUUGUGAUGUGCUCAAUAAACCAGACUGAACUCUG
Echinops telfairi (small Madagascar hedgehog) is the source of this 339-nucleotide messenger RNA. RefSeq names its product ribosomal protein lateral stalk subunit P1 (gene RPLP1). Gene Ontology annotation, biological process: translational elongation; cytoplasmic translation. The transcript is spliced from 3 exons. NCBI's taxonomy places the organism in Eukaryota, Metazoa, Chordata, Mammalia, Afrosoricida, Tenrecidae. Gene Ontology annotation, cellular component: ribosome; cytosolic large ribosomal subunit. Gene Ontology annotation, molecular function: structural constituent of ribosome; ribonucleoprotein complex binding; protein kinase activator activity. The record is from RefSeq and is a predicted model, not a curated record. Bases 16 to 297 code for a protein of 93 amino acids.